AUGUAUCCGACACCUCACGCCUCCGGAUCCCCCGGAAAGGACACUGCAAGAGCCAGGUUGACUGGCUCUGGUCAAAGUGGCGGAAUCAUGUCCGAGAUCUUCGGAUCGAGCGAUUGUUUCGACGAAUCCUUGCCUCACGCGGGUCCAUCCAACGAUAGGGCGCGUGGGGAUGGUGGUGAUGUCUCUGAGCAUCACCACGAGCGAAGCAACUCAAGGGAUCGGGGUAACACUGGUGCCAGUGCUCAUGCUGGCACCAAUCAAGAGGCCAGGGACCAAAAUGUCCUACGCCACGCCCCUCAAGUGGAGUAUCCGUGGAUACCGCCAUCCAGAGAGUUGAACCGGUUGGACGGCACGACUACCGAACGGGAUCGAAUCCCGUUGUUCGAUUGCAGGAAGAUUUGCCCACCUGAUUCCAGCACGGAAAUUAUCCGUGCUAAAGAAGAAUUCUUAACCGAUGCGUUCUUCAAACAUCGGUGGUACAAUGGUAGCCGUGAACGAGACGGCAAAGCCUUGGUGCAAGGAUGGAAUGCCUUCAUCCAUAACAUCGAGUGCAUCGGCCGUGAUGCCUGA
This is a messenger RNA of Peronospora matthiolae, 570 nucleotides long. NCBI's taxonomy places the organism in Eukaryota, Oomycota, Peronosporomycetes, Peronosporales, Peronosporaceae. The record is from the annotation of a GenBank genome assembly.